This is a messenger RNA of Rattus rattus (black rat), 9367 nucleotides long. It is a transcript of the gene Kdm7a, whose product is annotated as lysine demethylase 7A. Gene Ontology annotation, molecular function: transcription coregulator activity; histone demethylase activity. Bases 163 to 2973 code for a protein of 936 amino acids. The record is from RefSeq and is a predicted model, not a curated record. NCBI's taxonomy places the organism in Eukaryota, Metazoa, Chordata, Mammalia, Rodentia, Muridae. Gene Ontology annotation, biological process: protein demethylation; regulation of transcription by RNA polymerase II. The transcript is spliced from 20 exons.
CUUGCUCGCGCGCGCACUAAGGCGCCGCCGCCGCUGCCGCCGCCGCCGCCGCCGCCGCCGCCGGGGCUGCUGCUCCGGCUGCUGCAGGAGGCGGCGCUGGCUGGCGGCUGCGCUCGCUCCAGUCGGCAAGCGGAGGAGCGAGCGUGUGUGUGUUUUUUAAAGAUGGCCGGAGCGGCGGCGGCGGUGGCCGCGGGAGCAGCAGCUGGAGCCGCCGCGGCAGCGGUGUCGGUGUCGGCUCCAGGUCGGGCCUCGGCGCCCCCUCCGCCUCCGCCUGUGUACUGUGUAUGCCGGCAGCCGUACGACGUGAACCGCUUCAUGAUCGAGUGCGAUGUCUGCAAGGACUGGUUCCACGGCAGCUGUGUUGGUGUAGAAGAACAUCAUGCUGUUGAUAUUGACUUGUAUCACUGCCCCAACUGUGCAGUUCUACAUGGUUCUUCCUUAAUGAAGAAGAGGAGGAACUGGCACAGGCAUGACUACACAGAAGUGGAUGAUGGCUCCAAACCUGUGCAAGCUGGAACUAGGGCCUUCGUUAAAGAACUACGUUCUCGAGUCUUCCCAAGUGCCGAUGAAGUCAUUGUAAAGAUGCAUGGCAGUCAGCUGACACAAAGAUAUCUGGAAAAACAUGGAUUUGAUGUCCCUAUUAUGGUCCCUAAAUUAGAUGACCUUGGACUCAGACUCCCUUCACCUGCUUUUUCAGUGAUGGAUGUGGAACGUUAUGUAGGUGGUGACAAAGUGAUAGACGUUAUUGAUGUGGCAAGGCAGGCAGACAGCAAAAUGACACUCCACAAUUACGUUAAAUACUUCAUGAAUCCUAACAGACCAAAAGUGUUAAAUGUGAUCAGCCUUGAAUUUUCAGAUACAAAGAUGUCUGAAUUGGUGGAGGUUCCUGAUAUAGCUAGAAAACUUUCGUGGGUGGAAAAUUACUGGCCAGAUGAUUCAGUCUUCCCCAAGCCCUUUGUCCAGAAGUACUGCUUAAUGGGAGUUCAGGAUAGCUACACAGAUUUCCACAUUGACUUUGGUGGGACUUCAGUCUGGUACCAUGUCCUUUGGGGUGAGAAGAUUUUUUAUUUGAUAAAGCCAACAAAUGAAAAUUUGGCACUCUAUGAAUCUUGGAGUUCAUCUGUGACCCAGAGUGAGGUGUUCUUUGGAGAUAAAGUAGAUAAAUGCUACAAAUGUGUGGUAAAGCAGGGACAUACUUUAUUUGUUCCUACAGGGUGGAUUCAUGCUGUGCUCACUUCUCAGGACUGUAUGGCUUUUGGAGGUAACUUUCUGCACAACCUCAACAUUGGCAUGCAGCUCAGGUGUUACGAGAUGGAAAAAAGACUAAAAACACCAGAUCUUUUCAAAUUUCCUUUCUUUGAAGCCAUAUGCUGGUUUGUUGCCAAAAGUUUGCUGGAAACCCUGAAAGAAUUGAAAGAAGAUGGUUUCCAGCCUCAAACUUACUUAGUCCAGGGAGUGAAAGCGCUGCACACUGCUUUAAAGUUAUGGAUGAAAAAGGAACUUGUAUCUGAACAUGCCUUUGAAAUUCCAGACAAUGUUAGACCUGGACAUCUUAUUAAGGAACUUUCUAAAGUAAUUCGAGCAAUAGAGGAGGAAAAUGGCAAACCAGUUAAAUCUCAGGGAAUCCCUUCUGUGUGUCCAGUUUCACGGCCUUCAAAUGACGCAUCUCCACCUGGUCAUUCCCGGAGAAAGAUGAGGAGACUUCGAGAUCAUAAUGUCCGAACUCCUUCUAACCUGGACAUCCUUGAGCUUCAUACAAGGGAAGUCCUCAAAAGAUUAGAGAUGUGUCCAUGGGAGGAGGACAUAUUGAGCUCUAAACUGAAUGGAAAAUUCAACAAACAUCUUCAGCCAUCUUCCACGGUACCUGAAUGGAGAGCAAAAGACAAUGAUCUGCGAUUACUGCUGACAAAUGGAAGAAUAAUUAAAGAUGAGAGACAGCUGUUUGCAGAUCGGAGUCUUUAUACAGCAGAUAGUGAAAAUGAAGAAGACAAGAAACCAACAAAGAAGGCAAACGUGAAGACAGAACAGAGCUCAGGAAGAGAGGCAGCAGAAAGUGACGGAUCUCCAAAACCACUUAACAGAGUAUUUCCAAGUGUGAAGUCGGACCUCAGGAGCAGACCAUCAGAAUAUUCUGAUGUCUCUGAUUCAGAAGACUCUGGACCUGAUUGCACUGCACUGAAAAUUAAUUUUGCCACUGAAGAGUCUGAAAGUUCAGGUGAUGAAAAGAAACAUGAAAUAACAUCAAACUUUAAAGAGGAGUCGGAUGUAGUGAGGAACCUCCUUCAGAAGAGCCAGAAGCCAUCUAGAAAUGAAAUUCCAGUUAAAAGGGAAUGUCCUACCUCGACGAGCACAGAGGAAGAAGCUAUUCAGGGCAUGCUGUCCAUGGCAGGGUUGCACUAUUCCACGUGUUUACAAAGCACAGACUGCAGUGGUGAGAAGAACUCUCUCCAGGAUCCCAGCAGCUGCCACAGCAGUAACCCUGAGUUUAGGCAGUUGUAUCGCUACAAUAAACCAGUGGAAUUUGGAUACCAUGCUAAGACUGAAGAUCAGGAUUUGAUGACAUCUUCCUGGAAUAAACAGUUUGAUCGAACUUCCCGAUUUAAUGCUCAGGACUUAAGUAGAAGCCAGAAAUACAUCAAAAAGGAAAGCUCUUCAGAAAUCAGUCAGAAGGCACAAAGCAGGCAUUGUGUGGACAGCAAUAACUCAAGCAUCCAGAAUGGAAAGUACACGCUGAAUCACAGCUUGGUUUCUUGCCAGAUAAAUAAUGGCAGUCUAAGUCCAGAAAGGCCUAUUGGUGAAACUUCUUUUUCAGUGCCCCUUCACCCCACCAAGAGACCUGCAUCAAACCCACCACCUAUCAGCAACCAGGCAACAAAAGGUAAACGUCCAAAAAAAGGAAUGGCAACAGCCAAACAGCGUCUUGGGAAGAUUCUUAAAUUGAACAGAAAUGGCCAUGCUCGUUUCUUCGUGUGACAGAGCUGCUAUUGCAGUCACUCUUCCCUUUGGAUGCCAGUCUUGGGGUGUGGAGCCUGGUGUGUCCACUACCCCCUGCCUGGAGCAGUUAGUGUGUACAGUAAGAAUACUGCCUGGAGAACAGAGAACCCGAUGCUGCAUUUCACUGUGCCACACCCACUCAGCAAUAACCCUUGGACCUGGCGGGGAGAGGAAGGAGGAGGGUAGAACCUUAAAAAGAGGCCUUGAACUGGAAAGGGGUCUCUUGUCAGGGCUUGAAUUUAAUUUUGUUGUUGAUAGUGUCUUGAUUUUAUUUUUCAGUAGUAGGAUAAAGAAUUAUCAAUAAUUUAUUUAACAGAUUUUUUUUUAAAGUUAACAGCUUUUAAAUUCUUUUUUUAAAGCUAUUUAUUUGGAAGAUUUCUGGAGAAAUAUCUCACUAAUUUAGAUUUAAGAAUGUGAAGGUUUUUAAAUUAUUUUUGAUAGUGUGUGUGUUACAUGUGGGGAAAAGCCACAGUAGCAGUAGCUAGUCUGGACUCUUAAAUUUGAUAUUCAGGUUAAAGUCUUAAACAGGGAUUUGAUGCAUUAAUUAUUUUAAAUUAAGAUGUAUAUGAAAUCAUUUUAUUUUAUAUAUUUCAUGUGUUUUUUAUAAGCUAUUAGCUUCGCUUUUGCUAACAUCCAAGGUGCAUACUAUAAUCCAGGUUGAUUCCCUUACACCCCACCUUCCCUCUGCAGCCCAAUCCCCAGUGUUUUGAGACAACCCAAGAUUCUUCUCUUUGCAGGGAAACACCUUCAUAGCCAAUGUUUAAGAACCACAUAAAAGAGUCCUCAUUUCUCAUUUCUUUAGACAUGGUUUUCUUCUACAAGUAAUGAAUCAGGCUUAUUUCAUUUUCAUUUUUCCUGAUGAUAUCUGGGUCCCAAAGAGAACAGCUUUAAUAUCUUUUUCCUGCUUAUGGGGAAAGUAUAAGUUUGGUUAAAAUGUCAUGUUUGUCGUUUUUCCGAAAACCUUUAUAAUUACAGAGGGCCUUCUUCAAUACUGCUGGUGUUGGAAGAGCCAACAUCUAUCACAGACUAUAUCUUACCAUGCUUUUAUUAUCUAGACAUCAUUUUUUUAGAAAUACAAUUUGACUAAGGAUGUUCAAAUCUGCAUAAAAGCCGUGAUAUAUACCAUAUUAAGUUGUAUAAUAGCAAGCAUGUUUGAGUAGAUCUUUGUGUAUGUGUGUGUGUGUGUGUGUGUGUCUGUGUGUGUGUGUGUCUGUGUGCACGUGCACGCUUUUUUAUUAAUUUACUGAAGAAUUAUUUCAAUACAGACUUGGAGUAAAAUGGGUGCUUUUUGCAGUUUCUUCCAUCUGUCUUGACUAGUAGGAUAUGGAGGUUAAGUGUCUGGUUGAACUUUAAAUAAGAUAGUAAUUUAUCUCCUUUAUGUACAAUUUUUACUUAAAUGCAAUUUUCAGUGGCUUAUAAUAGUUUUUAGUCUCUCCAUUUUCCCCUCAUGGCAUAAAAAUAAAUUAAUAUUAGGAGUCUGAUGAUACCACAUUUUACAAAUUCCUACAAAGACAAUAUAGGCAAACAACAUGAAAUUUAUUUUUAUGGAGAACUAUGGCUAUAUAAUGGAUUUUUGUCCUUUUCAGCUCAGCAAGGUAGCUAGCCCUUUUCUUCUGUAGGAAGCAUUGAGUUGAAAGAAAAGAAUUAUGCACCAUUAUCUUCAUAGUUGAUUCAAUAUGUAUUUCCAAAGGGAAAGAUCUCUAGUUCUGUCUCCUUUACAAUACUUAGUGGGACAAGGAAGUUACAAACUCACCUCCUGGUCCAGAUUGUCUGGACCAAAGUUCAAUCAUAUUUUGGGUGUCAGGGAGAAGAUUUUUAUGGAAUUCUUAGUAUCUGUAGACAGCAUCCCUAACCCCUGCUUACUCUAUGCCAUAACUAGUGAGAGAGGGAUGCAGUCAGCUGGUUGUUAAUUUCAACAUGCAAGAAUCUGAAUCUGACUGAUCGCUCACCUUUCCACAAUGUAUCACUGUGAUGUCUUCGUUUUGUUUUAUUGUUAGAACACACAUUUUUAUUUGGGUUAAGAAAUAAGAGUGGUGACUUCUUUUCCCAGUUAUGAUCUGGAUUUGUUUUAAACAACUCAAAAUAUUUUUUAAUAAUUUCAUUUUUUGGCCAUAAAAAUUAAAAUUUAUGCUUAUGAAUUAAAAUUGUGGCCAGUAUCUUCCCUGUGCCCAUAGGCUGAUAAACACUAAUUUUGGGUUGCUACAUAUGUAGUGUUUUAAAUGAUAGUUCUGUGGAUUCAUUAUUUUAUCAUUUUAACCUAUUAAUGGGCUAAAUUAUAAAACUUUUAGCCAGUUAAUAUAGCUACUAUUAAAGAACCCAUGUAUCUUUCUGAAUUGAUAAAAAUUUAGCUACACAGCCAAUGAGUUUUUCUAAUCAAACUUCUUAUAAAGUUCUCCAUCUGUGGUGUGUCCUUUUAUCUCAUAGAAAUGGCUAGACUUUGAGGUGUGACUACUGCUAGGAUCUGGGCUCAACAGUAAUAGGUAGUCUCUGUUGUUCCCAUAGUCUCACAAGAAGUAUACUGCAGCUUAACUCAGAAGACAAUGGUGAUAGCAUUUAGUUAGCUAUAAGCAAGUAAAAUGUGUAAAAUUGAGAAUUAAUAAUUUAGUGUAUGCAGCUUUAAUAGUAGUAGUGAUCCUAUCUUAAUUCAACUAAGUGACCCUUAACCUGGGAUCUACUGUACUGUAAUUCACAACAUUAUAUAAUAUUAUGCUCCCCAGUAUUGGUGAAUGAUUAACAAUACAAAAUUGGCAGCUUAGUAGUUCAGGAUCUUUGGAAUACAUUGAAAUGAAUUAAAAUUCAUAAACAUAGUUCAUUUUUGAAGCACACGAUCAAACCAUCUACUGAAAUCAUACACUCAGAGGAGACAGUUCCAUCUAUGACUAAAUACUUAGCUUGAAUACUAUUCUCUAUUUUACUAAUCCUAAUUCCUUUUCUAUGUAUUUUACUGUAUUUAUUCGUAUGAGAUCAACAGGUAUCAUCAGACACCUACUGAGUGCUCAGAAGGAGUGAGUACUGUGAGGAAGCUCAGGUUCAGUUUUGUCUGCCCAUGAAGUGUCUUCUCCAGGAGGUUAGCAGUGUUGUUUUGACUUCUAAACAAAGUUGAACAGAAGGUGUUUGUAAACAGAACAAACAAAACAAAAUCCAACUUCAUUAGUUUCAGUGAGAUGUACCACUGUAGAAGUGGAAGUGUUUAAGAAUAAAAUACCCAUGUACUUUAACAUUUAAGAAAAAUUCUGUAAGCUAGUUGUUUCUGUUGGUAAUAUAAGGGUAUGGUAUUAGCUUGGAAGGAAGCAAAAGGCCUGCAUGUUAGCCCUGUUCUGCCAGUCAUCAGCUGAGAUGCUGAGUAGUCGGUAAAUUAUCCUGAGUCUUAUUUUUAAGUUCUAGUUUUCUUGUUUGUGAGUUGGAUAAAAACUACUCAAUGAAGAACAGCAUUCUUCAGGUAUUAUGUCAUGUCAUACUUGUUAAUUAUUAAGUUACAACUGAUGACGAGUGCACCUUCUGAGAAUAUUUUAAGUGAAAACUUUUAUUAGAGGAAAAAGUCUAAGUGAAAAUAUACACCCAGGGCGGACUACCUAAAAACCUGACAAAUUCCUAACAAGGUGCUGAAGUGAAAGAAAAAAAUGAGCUGUCUGUGGACAGAAGAGUGAGAACAUCCGUUAUCAAGUCAUUGGUGGUUAUUUAGCACAACAGAGGAGCAAGCUUUAGGUUUUUCUCAAAGAGAAAUUAGUAAAGUACUCAUCUUCAUAUUUGGCAUACUCUUCAGGUACUAAAGAUAAAAGGGGUGGUAAAUUUAAAAUGAUUUAGCAGCUACCCAUGGGACUAGGGGGAAAAUAAGGUGAUUAGGAAAAAACUUUUUAUAAGCAGUUGUGAGUUAGGUAUAACAGCCCAAGGAGAGAGGGAAGUCAAAAGUAGUAUAGAAAGGAGAAUCAACUGGAUGUGUUCAAAAAUGAGUGUCAGCUUGCUUCAGAAGAUGUUCUGCAGUGUGAGACAGUCCCUGAGAAUUGGUGGGUACCACAGUAUGGCCUAGUAUACUGCUGCUAGAGAGAUAUCAUAACAAAUGUUCCUUUCUAGUAUUCAUAUGGAGAGACAUGAAACUUCAUAAUACAAAUCUAAAUAUCUCUCACAAUUCAUCUCUCCCAUUAAAUAUUAAACUAACUGCUCAAUAUGUGAAAGAGAAGAUCUUGCCUUUCAUAUGUGCAAGACUCUGGGGCCUGAUCCCUAGCACCAGGUAGUGAUCGAGAGGAGCUAAGGCUUUUAGACUGUUACGGGUAUCCUAGACUUUUCAUCUAAUGCAAUCUCAAAAACAAACAAACAAAAAAACCAAUUACGCAUUAUAACUUUUGUCCAGGGAGAGCUAGCUAGUCAGUAAGGGUGACCAGUGUAACCCAGAUGGGACAGAGAUUUGCCUAGAGACACUCAGUGGCUUUGGGAUCUCUAGUACCUUGUUUUCUUACACGGAUCCCAUUCUUUGACACAGCAGCCUCUGCUUGUCUUGUAGGUACUGUCCAUGUAUGUUUUUGAAGCUAGACAAACAAUUCGUAUAAUCCCUCAACUGCUGUUGCGCAUAGUCACCCUUUGUACUGUAGCCUUACUACUAACCUUUCCUUAUUUUGCUUUCAUGCUGUAAGUGAAAAAAAUUUUGAUACCCUUUCUAUAAACAUUUUUAAAAGGUUUUUAAGAAGCAAAUAUCUAUUUCCAAAGCAGCUGGCAUAUCAUCACGACCACGGCUUUAUUCUGCUAUAGUAAGUCUCUCCUCUUUACUGGGGAGAAGCAAAUCAUUCUCACUGGAGAAACCAGUUCCCCCGUCACCUCUGGUGUCCUUCUAGUUUUUUAAGGCUUUGUCUUAACUGUGACAUUACACUUACGUUUAAAACCUCUUAAAGGAUGUAUUCGAUGAUUCUUCCAACCAAUGCAUCUGCUCUGCACUAUUCAUUGAUGGAACCCUGGCUACCACGUAGCCCUUGACCUCCAAGUAGUUUACCUAUGCAAGACCUGUGACACUCUGGAUUCAUUUUUCUUCAUUACAGAAAGUGAUCAUAAAUGACUUAAGCAUAAAAGAUUUGUCUUUGAGGUUUUUUUUUCUAUUUUUUUUAACAUCAGCUAUUUUCCCUCUGUAAUUUUUACCAAAACAAUUAUCGUAAGUGCUAGAAUAUAUACUAUUUUGCAGGAAUAAAAUAACCAAGACAUAAUAUAUUUCUUUGGAUUUUGUUUUGUAAGAAAUGCCAGCACUAACUAUAUAGAGUUGAUUCUUUGCCUAGAAUAAUUUUUUCCCUUUUAAGAGUCAUAAGUAACAUUUUAUUUUCACAAAGCAUGCAUAUAACUUACAUGAUAUAGUCAGGGACCUGAGGUGUAACUUGCUAAGUGAACCCCAAGGUUAUUUUAUCUUGCAAAAGAAACCUAAACCAAACUAAGGGCCUUACAGUUUAUGGUUAGACUGAAUCAAAUGCUGUAACCUCAGUUUUUCCAAAAACAGCUCCUGACUGCACAAGCAGGUCCUGCAGUUGUUGAGUAUGAAAUAGCACUGAUAGGAAAUGCAUGUGCAUCUUUGCAGACUGUAUUUCCUCUGGAAAAGACUUUUCUACUUUUAAUAUAAUUAAGCCAUAACAGUUUCAUGCUGUGGAAAGGAUGAAAAGGUUCAUUUUAAGAGAUUAUAUAGUAUGAACUUUCACAUUUAUUGUGAAACAUCUAACUUUGCCAGUGUUCAGCAAGUUUUUUCUUUUGGGGUGUUGGAGGGUGGUAAUGGGGAGGGGUAGUGUUGGUUUUAGGGGUUUUAACUGUGUGAAAUUUGAAAACAGGACAGUUGUUGGCUAUGGUACUUACUAGUUUUGUAGUAAUGUUUUGCUAGCCUGACUUUCCUUCUGGUUUUUAUGUCCAUGUUUCCCAGUGACUGUUAACUCUUCUUGUUUGGGGUGUGUGCAGAAUAGUGUCUCAUCUGUGUGUAGGCAGUCAGUGUAUGCACAUGUGUCCUUUGACUACAGAAGCACACUGUGUGACAAUGGAAUGGGGUGUGGCUGGGAGUGGGAUGCUGAAGCUUUAAGAGCAUUUGUUUUUAUUCAGAACAGUAUUUCCCAUCUUUUGCCUGCAGGCAGGGAAAGUGUACAGUAUUUAUUUUGUUUCUGUUUUACUCUGAAUUUGUAAGUCUCUAAGUAGCUUAUAUUAUUAUUAUAGGGAAAAUAAGUGACUUGCUUAAAGUUGUAUUUAGUAUUCUUACUUCCUAAUUUCUGUAUUUUAAAAUAUUGAAAUUAAAACUGUAUUACUUUUGUUCUGAUUUUUUUUAGCACUCAGUGUAUUUUUUGCUCAUUUUGUCUAAAAGUAUAAAUGUUGAAAGUUGUAUAAAAUGUCUCUGAAAGAAAAAAAAUCUGAAUUCUAUAUA